AUGUUAGAAGAAAAGAUUACUCCGGAUGUGGUAUUAUUAAUGAACGAUACCAAAUUAGCAGAAUUCGUACCAAAAUAUGGUGACCGUAUUGCAUUAAUGCAGUAUUGCAAAGCACAAUUGGAUUCGACCCGUUUAAUGACUGAUAAAAAAGAAAGUCUGUUAGAGAGUUUAAGGCAAAAGCUGAAGGGAGGCGGUAAUAGCAGUCCAAAGAGGUGUAAAGGUCAUCCUCAAGACGUUAAGCAAAUUGAGGUAGGAUGGUUAUGCCACAUGAAUCUGGAUGGCAAAUAUAAACAAGUACGGGAGAAGGGAGGUGGCGGUACAAGAAAAAUGAAGGUGCCUAAGGAAGCAAACAAGGACUUUAUCUUAACGAAGGCUCUAGAUUUGUUUUUCCCGAACGGGCAUUCUUCAAAAGGAGAUUUAAGUAAAUUUGACAUAAAUUUAUUUGAUUUCCAAAAUCACGAAGUUGAUAAAGAUUCAACAGUAGCUGAACUAUUGGAAAAAACUGGUUUGUCUAAACUAAGAUUUUAUCUUGCAACUAGAGAAACUGUAGUAGAAACUGUUGAAGAUGUAGUUGAGAUUUUAGAGCCUGAUCAUCCCACCAUAAAUGAGCCAGUGGAUACCAAUAAGGGUACGCUUGACACUAUAGUCGAGUAUACAUUACAGCAGUUUCCAGAUGAAAACCAUAGUAACGAAGAUGUAUCACUAGUGCAGCUUGAUAAUGAAGAAAUACCAUAUGGUAUAGAGGAAACUACACCUACUAUAGAAGAUGUUGAAUCUGAUAUUAAAGAUUUAUUGGUUCGACUGGAACAGACUACAAAUAUCUUAGACUUACAAGAAUUAAUUGCAUCUGACAAUGCUUUUUCAAUUGCUGGGUGCCAUUAUGUCACAAAUCUUGACGAAAAAUGUCGUAUCGGUGAAGAUAUGUUAAAGUUUUAUGCAAUAAAGCGAGUGGAGGAACCAAUAAAGCAAUUUAUAGAAGGGUUAAAAACAUGUGACAUUUAUAAUCAAAUUAGGGAGUAUCCUCGUUUGUUUAAAGACAUGUUUUGCAAAGAUCAAAUGAUCCUCACAGGAGAAACAUUAGAAAACAUUUUUCAGAUAGAAUACAGUGAUAUAGGAUCUACUCAACGUGAUCUGGAAAAUAGGGCAAUGUCUUAUUUUAGAGAUUACAUAGGAGAUUGUGAAGAGACUUUGUUGGAGGACGAUGCAGAUGAAAAUGAAGGCCAAGCGAUUACAUUAGCCGAUAUCUUAAUAUUUGCAACUGGUGCAGACUGUGUGCCGCCUUUAGGAUUUCCAAUCGUACCAAAAAUUAUGUUUUUACACGGCGAGAACAGCGGGAAGUACCCACUAGCUAACACAUGCGCAUUAAAUUUGAAAAUUCCCACUAUUCACAAGCGGUAUGACGACUUUAAAGCAAAUUUAGACUUUGCAUUUGGAAAUUGCAAAUCUUUUGGAUUUGCAUAG
Photinus pyralis (common eastern firefly) is the source of this 1461-nucleotide messenger RNA. RefSeq lists its product as uncharacterized. Gene Ontology annotation, molecular function: ubiquitin-protein transferase activity. NCBI's taxonomy places the organism in Eukaryota, Metazoa, Arthropoda, Insecta, Coleoptera, Lampyridae. The transcript is spliced from 7 exons. The record is from RefSeq and is a predicted model, not a curated record. The coding region runs from base 1 to 1461 and encodes 486 amino acids.